AUGUCGGUGUCAGAGAUGCUCGCGCUUCCAGUGCCCGAGAAGCAGGCUCAGCGCGUGUAUCAUUUGUCGAAGGGUGGCAAGAAGCGCAAGUUCAAGCUCCGCCUCAUGGGGUCUACGACCGAGGCGGUUCGUUGCGAGCUCUGCAAGCACACGAGCAAUUCGGAGGACCCUUUGUACCCAGGCUACGAGAGGGAGUGGGCUUACUACAAGGCCAACGGCGAGCCGGAGGGGGUGGUGCGUUUCUAUUCUUCGGUGGCCCACCGAACCCGCUUCAAAGCUUGGACGCGGGAUGAGUUGAGCAAGGACGUGGACGGUAACGAGGAAAAGCAGGAGGAGUUCCUCAAGAUCGAGCAGGCGGUGAUUGCGCAGAAGCGAAAUGGGAACAUUGAGCUCGACAUGGCGUCCCUGCCAGCGCCGAUCCUAAUCGUCAAGCUGACCCCGAAGACGAGGCUCGUGACUGAGGAGGCCUUCAAGAACCGUGAAAGCAAUCCUAAGAAGCUGUCGUUCAAAGAUGCGGGCAUGCUGAAGCUGGUCGGCAACUACGAGGUCGAGCCAGGAGUCUGGAAGAGAGGCUUCAUGGAGCUCAUCGGCGAGGAGGGCACCUACGAAAUCGAGUCCAAGUUCACCAAGGGGACACAGAAGGAACACCUACUCGACGACGGACGCCCCACGAUCGACGAGGGCCAGAUCGCCGCCAACUUUCAUCAGGCCGCGAAGAAGGGCAGCAACGCUGCGGGAUCUUCAACCAUGGCGGCGAAUAAGGUUAACGACAUGAUCCAAGCGGCGAUGGCACGCAUGGCGAAGCCGGAGGACUCGGGAGAAGUCGAUGUGAAAAUGGAGGGCAACGAAGCCCAGGAUGAUGACGAGGCCAUGGGCGAGGAUGAGGACGAAGAGAUGGCCCAAGAGGUGGCCGCAGAAGCCGCUCUCGGAUUCUUCGGAAGCGAACGCCCCGCCAAGCAGUUCGGCAAGAGCGCCAAGAAGCUGAAGCGCACUGCCGAAGAGGACGUGAAAGAGGCAUCCGGCUCGUCCAAGAAGAAGGCGAAGUCUGAGGCCAUCUUGGUGGCGACCAGGGAGAAGGGCGAAAAGGAGAUGAAGGAGGUGUGCAUCAAGUUCUACAAGGGCCAGUGGAACCCAGGCCCCCUUGCCAAUAAGAAGAAGGCGAUGCAGAAGUCCUUGGCAAAAGUUCAGACUGACGUCGAAGGCCGGGUAGACGAGGCAGCUGUGCGCGCCCUGGGUGCUUGGACGGUGCUCGUGGAUGUUAUCGAUCGCAUACUUGGUCUCCUCCACUCAAUGGCGGCCGUUAAAGCCGUGCUCGGGAGCACGGGGAAGUUGCGCGGCAGUAUGGAUAAGCAGGCGAUCAGUGAUUUCAUCUCCGAGAUGGUGCAAGCGAGGCAGAUUCGGGAGCUUCUGGAUCACAUGCCCUCGUCCUUCCACGAGCUGGACUUCAAGAUGUCGGCCUGGCGUGCCAUUGAAGAGAGGUCCUUCGGCGCAGCAGUGAAAAUCGUGUCGCUGGCUCACAUUCGGAGCGUCACGGGCUCGCAGACGGCCCCCGACAUCUUGUCGGGGAUGCAGAGGUCCGUGAUGGGCAAGCUCGUUCAGGAGUGCGCUGGGGGUAGGGACUCCAAGGAGGCAGAGGAGAGCAUUCGCGGCCUUGUGACGACCUUGAACGAGGCCGCCUGCAGCGCUGAUCACGAGGAUAGCUUCACGCUGCCUGACCUCCUCCGCGAUAUCCGCAUCAUCAAGACCUUGCUCGAUGCUUCCAACGGCCAGGGCUCCGAACAAUUGGAUGCGACGAUUGCUUCGGCGAAGGCCUCGUCAUCCGGAGCGUUGUUCCACUUCCGGGUCUCCCCGCUGGGCACUAAGGUGCUGACAGCAUUGGCCAAGGCGUCGCAGCAGAAGCGCAGCACAGAGGUCUUCGAAAGGCGCUGGACGCAGGCUUCGCAUGACAUGCAUCAGCUCGCGUCGCUGAGGUGGGCGCCGAUCUCAAUCGUCGACUCCGUGGCGGCGGCAGCUGAGCAAUUCAGACGGGUUGCCAUCACGAAUGAGUUGCUGCCAGCCUUUGGCUGUUCUUUCAUGACCAUGAGCCUCGGGCCCAUCAGCGAGCUCAUCACCAUGUACGAGGAUUUACCCGAAGAUGAGGCUAUCAUUCCAGCCAGCUUCUCGGAGCAUUUGAACGCGUUGAAGGAGUCGUGCAAGGCGGUCCUCGCAGUUCUGGAGCCGCAGGCGAUCGGGAAGCUGAAGGAGCCCAUCACAGGCAUGAGCAAGGCACUGAACUGCAUGAUCGGCAUCUUGGAUUUCGCGGGUUUCAAGGUCAACACCAAGGCUGCUCUCAACAAUAUCGAGAUCAGCGAGUGCAUCGCCUUCGCGAAGGAGCGCGCGUCAUUGUGCAACGAGGCCGGGGACAACUUGGACCUGGGUGGCGGGAUUCGGGAUCGCCUCCAUCUGCCGAGGGCCGCCUCUGGCCCAGAAGCCGCCGUCCUGGGUCAAUGGACGCGCGUACUCGACGAUGUCCAGGGGGAGCUUUCGAGUAGAGCCAACAACGUACUCCAGGAGGCGUCGACCAACUUUGCGCACAGCCUUCUUCAUUUCGCCCCCGAGUUCAAGACUUUGUGCACAAAGGUGAAGGGCGAGGCGGCGACGUUCAAGGUCGAGGAGAUAUUCUGUCCUAUCGAUUUCGAGUUCGGCAACUUGCAAGGCAUCUUCAACCUGGACGGCGUCGUGGCACUCGUCCAGAAGCUGUCGCAGCAUACGCGCGCCGAGAAUCGCGAGACCGAGCUGCGCAGCGCGCUACGAGUCUGGACGGAUGGGCACCAGCUUCGAGAAGUCCAACUUGCUGCUCGUUACAGUGAUGCGCACGUCACGUUCUUCCGUGCCUUGGAUACGUUCCGUUCGACAGUGGUGCAAUCUUGCCCCGCGGCCAUGUGCCAUAAAGCAGCAUUCAGCACGCCGAAGAAGCCACCGCAGAAGGCUACGGGCUCGAGCGGCUCCAGCCAGAGCGCAGAGGGGGAGAAGAGCAUCGUGAACGCGUCGUUGGUCAACCUCAUCGUGGAGAUCCACAAGGAGGCACAGAAAUUGUCCGACCUGGGCGCGGUCGAGUUGAAGGCGUUCUUCGAGGGCGACGACCACAAGGCUCCUUUGCUGAACGGCGAGGCCAAGACUAAAGCGACGGCGUCGAUCCUUGGUCUUACCAGCUCCCUGGCUUGGAGGUGGACGGCUGCGCUGGACGCCGGGAAUGUUUCGAUGAAGGAUCUGAUGCCGAAGGGCGAUUGGCAGGGCAAGGCCGUCGAUGGCAUUGACGAGACGUACUGCAAGGACUCGCUCCUGAAGAACCCGAACCACAUCCGCAUGGCGCAGUUGUGCGAGUGGUUGGAGGGCAAUCUCAGAGACAUCAAGGAUGCCUUCACUAAGAUGCCCGAGUUGUCUGAGGAAUCAGCCACCGAGUCCAAGAAGGUUCUGUUUGUCGGGAAUGGCGCCACCGCCACCAAGAAGGACGACCGCCAGAAAAUUAAGACGGAGCUGGAGAGCACACUUCAGAAGUCGAAGAUCGAGAUGUCCACUGGCCUGAAUAACUACCUGGUGGAGUGGGCGACCAGCGACGCA
This is a messenger RNA of Prorocentrum cordatum, 3600 nucleotides long. NCBI's taxonomy places the organism in Eukaryota, Dinophyceae, Prorocentrales, Prorocentraceae. The record is from the annotation of a GenBank genome assembly.